Molecule: messenger RNA, 3054 nt
Organism: Myotis daubentonii (Daubenton's bat)
Lineage: Eukaryota; Metazoa; Chordata; Mammalia; Chiroptera; Vespertilionidae
Gene: TRIM41
Product: tripartite motif containing 41
Molecular function (GO): zinc ion binding; protein binding
Source: RefSeq, a predicted model, not a curated record
UAUGAGGAGGCCCGGAGAGCGUUGGGGGCAGAUUUGCACUCAGAGCCACCUGAGGGGUUGGGUGCAAGCGCUCCCCUGUGUUCUCUCCCGUGGCGGAGACACGUUUGUCGUCUGGGCGAAGGGACCUGUGUGGAGGGUGGGUUGUCGGGAGGACAGUUCUCUACCUGCGCCUGAGGCGGUGUGGAGAGGCAGGGCUGGGGGUGGGGCCGGGUCGUCAGGGCGUCUGAGAGGGAAGGCCCCCCGGCCCCCUACCUUUUACCCUGGCUGAGUGGACACUAAGAUGGCUGCCGUUGCCAUGGCACCCAACCCCGUGCAGACCCUGCAGGAGGAGGCGGUGUGCGCCAUCUGCCUGGAUUACUUCACGGACCCCGUGUCCAUCGGCUGCGGGCACAACUUCUGCCGCGUGUGUGUGACCCAGCUGUGGGGAGGGGAGGAUGAGGAGGACCGGGACGAGUUAGACCGGGAGGAGGAGGAGGAGAACGGAGGGGACGAGGAGGAAGUGGAGGCUGUGGGGGCCGGCGGGGGCUGGGACACCCCCAUGAGGGAUGAUGACUACGAGGGCGACUUGGAGGAGGAGGUCGAGGAGGAGGAGGAAGGAGUGUUCUGGACCGGGGGCCUGGGCGGGUCCGACUGGGACAACAUGGACUACGUGUGGGAGGAGGAGGAGGAGGAGGUCCUGGACUACUACUUGGACAUGGAGGAGGACCUGGGGGUGGAGGACGAGGAGGACGAGGAGGAGGUGCUGGAGGAGGAAGAGGAGCUGGACCCCGUCACGUCGCUGCCCCCGGCGCCCCCGCGGCGCUGCUUCACCUGCCCCCAGUGCCGGAAGAGCUUCCCGCGGAGGAGCUUCCGCCCCAACCUGCAGCUGGCCAACAUGGUCCAGGUGAUCCGCCAGAUGCACCCCGCGCCGGGCCGCGGCGGCCGCGGGGGCGAGCAGGGCGUCUGCCCCAAGCACCAGGAGGCCCUGAAGCUCUUCUGCGAGGUGGACGAGGAGGCCAUCUGCGUGGUGUGCCGGGAGUCCAGGAGCCACAAGCAGCACAGCGUGGUGCCGCUGGAGGAGGUGGUGCAGGAGUACAAGGCCAAACUGCAGGGGCAUGUGGAACCUCUAAGGAAGCACCUGGAGGCUGUGCAGAAGAUGAAAGCCAAGGAGGAGAGGCGGGUGACAGAGCUGAAGAGCCAGAUGAAGUCAGAGCUGGCAGCUGUGGCCUCAGAGUUUGGACGGCUGACAAGGUUUCUGGCUGAAGAGCAGGCCGGGCUGGAGCGGCGCCUUCGAGAGAUGCACGAAGCCCAGCUGGGCCGGGCGGGAGCAGCGGCCAGCCUCCUGGCUGAGCAGGCCGCCCAGCUGAGCCGCCUGCUGAACGAAGCCCAGGAGCGGAGCCAGCAGGGGGGCCUGCGGCUGCUCAAGGACAUCAAGGAGACUUUCAAUAGGUGUGAAGAGAUACAGCUGCAGCCCCCAGAGAUCUGGUCCCCUGACCCGUGUCAACCCCAUAGCCAUGACUUCCUGACAGACGCCAUCGUGAGGAAAAUGAGCCGGAUGUUCUGUCAGGCUGCUCGAGUGGACCUGACACUGGACCCUGACACGGCUCACCCGGCCCUGAUGCUGUCUCCUGAUCGCCGGGGGGUCCGCCUGGCAGAACGGCGGCAGGAGGUUCCUGACCAUUCCAAGUGCUUCUCGGCCGACUGCUGCGUACUGGGGGCCCAGGGCUUCCGCUCUGGCCGGCACUACUGGGAGGUAGAGGUGGGCGGGCGGCGGGGCUGGGCCGUGGGUGCCGCCCGAGAAUCAAGUCGUCAUAGGGAGAAGGUGGGCUCCGGGGGUUCCUCUGUGGGCAUCGGGGAUGCCAGUUCUUCGUCACGCCAUCACCACCGCCGCCGCCGCCUCCACCUACCCCCGCAGCCCCUGCUCCAGAGGGAAGUGUGGUGUGUGGGCACCAACGGCAAACGCUACCAGGCACAGAGCUCGACGGAGCAGACCCUGCUGAGCCCGAGUGAGAGACCCCGGCGCUUCGGCGUGUACCUGGACUACGAGGCUGGGCGCCUGGGCUUCUACAACGCAGAGACUCUGGCCCACGUGCACACCUUCUCGGCGGCCUUUCUGGGCGAGCGUGUCUUCCCUUUCUUCCGGGUGUUCUCCAAGGGUACCCGCAUCAAGCUGUGCCCUUGAUCAGCCUACCACCCGCUGGGGCCCCUCUGGUCAGCACUGGCGGGGCGGGUGGUGGUGGAGGGUGGCCCAAGUUUUGGGGCUAAAGGCUCCCAAAAUUUCCUGCAUUGUUUCCUGCUCUUCCUUGACCCCGAUUUUCCCUGUAGGAGCCUAAGGAACUUUCUGGCCUCCAGCUCUGCCUCACCUGCAUGGGUCCCUGAUAACAGCUGCCGAGUCUUCCCUUCCUGUCCACCCAGGGGCUGAGUUUGAGUAGAGACAGGGGGAUAUUUAAUUUUAACUUCCCUCUACCUAUCCCUUCUCUAUAACCUUCAUACCAGUUCCCAGGCUGGAGGAUUUGGGUAGGACUCAUGACUCUCCCCAUUCCAAUUCCACUUUCUGAUGAAAGUUAUAGCUAUGGAAUUCGGAGGUUUUUUGAGGGGAGGCAGGCUGGGCAAAAGGUAGAGCUGGAUCUAAUAACCAUCUCCUCUGGGGAAGGAAGGAUUCCAAACUUUCUUCUAUCCCAAUUUCUACCUCCACAGACUGGCCAGAAUUUAGUUUCAGUGAGAUCCGGAGUGGUUGACAUGAUCGAAACCACAUACCAUUAUAUCCCCCCAGUAAAUUAUUUUCUCACCCCUUUCCCCAGCAAACCACACCCUACCCUUUUCACUGCCAGACUCCUUUCCCCUUUGUUCAGUGGAGUUUCAUGUUUCCAUGUCUUCAGUUUCAUUUGAUGAGCUCUGAUGGGGAGCAGGGUUUAGGUCCCUAGGAGAGCCUUGGGUAUAAUCUAUUUUUCUAAUAACCCUUUGCCUUGUGUCAUUUAUCAGCUUUUGUCCUGUGCUUUGAUGGCCCAGGUCAAUUUAUGUUCCUGGAGGAAAGGGAAGUUGGGUUGUGGAAAUAAAAAAAAAAGUUUUAUUUGC